Messenger RNA from Rhopalosiphum maidis (corn leaf aphid), 2461 nucleotides. Its product is annotated as phospholipid scramblase 2-like. Gene Ontology annotation, biological process: plasma membrane phospholipid scrambling. Bases 383 to 1444 code for a protein of 353 amino acids. Gene Ontology annotation, molecular function: phospholipid scramblase activity. The transcript is spliced from 8 exons. Gene Ontology annotation, cellular component: plasma membrane. NCBI's taxonomy places the organism in Eukaryota, Metazoa, Arthropoda, Insecta, Hemiptera, Aphididae. The record is from RefSeq and is a predicted model, not a curated record.
AUGAUUAUCUAUGAAAAUAGUAAUAACUACAACAACUGACACGACGACGUCGACGAUAAUAUCACAGAAUAGAUAAAUCUAUCGUAUUAUUAUCAUUUAUUCGUGAUUCUAACACACUACUCAUGCGGUGCCGCCCUCCCGAAAAUACCAAUAGCAUUUUUUAAAUUUUUCACGCGAUAACGAUAAAUAACAAAUUAAUCUGAAAUUGUGAAAUCAGUGAAUCACUAUAAUCAGUGACUCAGUCUCAGACCUCCAUAGGCUUCAAGUAGGUGUUCACUGCUGUAGUUCGUAGACUACGGUCAUCUGGUGACUAGUAGCAUCGAUAUCGUUGUGCGUACUGCGUUCCGAUUCCCAAGAAUAUUGUAAGUGUCAAAAAAUUAAAAUGUAUUCCAAUCCAAAUGCAGCACCAGCACCACCAGGAUUUUCUCAAUAUCCGCCACAUAACCAAUAUCCACCACCACAAAACCAAUAUCCACCACCACAAAACCAAUAUCCACCUACUGGUAAUCCAAAUCAAUAUCCACCUGUUGGUAAUCAAAGUCAACCUUAUCAACAUGACCAAUAUAAUAUGUAUCAACAUCAACAACAAAUGCCGGCACAACAAAAUCAAGGAUAUGCUUUAGUUCAAAAUCCAAACUACCCACCUCCAUAUUCACAGCCGGGUUAUGGACAAGUUAUUCAGCAUCAACCCGGUGCUUAUCAACCAUCUCCUCAAGUUGUAGCUGAUGGUUGGAUGCCUAUUCCUCAAUCUAUACCACAAAACUGUCCAAAUGGACUUCAGUAUCUUUCAACAAUUAAUCAGUUACUUGUUAAACAACAAGUGGAAGUUUUAGAAGCCUUAUUGGGGUUUGAGACCAAUAACAAGUAUACUAUUAAAAAUAGCGCUGGUCAAAAAGUGUUUUAUGCUGUUGAAGAUAAUGAUUGUUGUACUCGAAAUUGCUGCGGGCCAAUAAGACCGUUUGAAAUGAAAAUUUUGGAUAACUAUAAAAAUGAAAUUAUCCAUUUAUCGAGGCCUUUAGCAUGUCAAUCCUGCUUUUUUCCUUGUUGUUUACAGAGAAUUGAAGUAUUUUCCCCACCUGGGUGUUUGGUUGGGAUCGUUGAACAAGAUUGGUCAAUUUUAACACCAAUAUUUACCAUCCGUAAUGCAGCUAAUGAAGAAGUAUUAAAAAUCGAAGGACCGAUAUGUCGAUAUAGUAUGUGUGGAGGAGAUGUCGAAUUUAAAAUAUUAUCUAAAGACAAAACCACUGUAGUUGGCCGUAUAUCUAAACAAUGGUCUGGACUUUUAAGAGAAGUAUUUACUGAUGCCGAUUUCUUUGGUAUAACUUUUCCUAUGGAUCUUGAUGUCCGUAUGAAAGCUGUUAUGCUAGGAGCUUGUUUUUUGAUAGAUGUUAUGUUUUAUGAAAAGCGAGGAAAUGCAGAAAGUGAUGGUAUUGGGCUUUGUUAACUUAGCUAUCUUCUACCGUAUAAUAAUUAUAUUAUUAUUAACUUUAUAAUCAAAACAAAUAUAUGCAGUUAUGUGCAUUUAUAUUUUCUUUUCUUUAAGAAUAAUAAAUUAAAAUCUUAAACUUCAAUUUUUACUUUAAUAAAAUUAUGUAUUAUUUUUACAUAUUAAAUUAUAGUUUUUGAAAUACAAUUUUUAUACAUUCAUAGUUCAUAUUCUAUAAUUUCAUAUUUGUUUCUUGUUUCACUACAGUUUGAAUAAUACGAAUAUUAUUCUGUGCCAUGUAAAAAAAAUUUCAAUGUUUGUCCAGUUAAAUUAGAAAAAAUUCCUAGAUUAAAGCUGUUUUUAAUGUUAAUGCAUUUAGUGCGUGUUAGCCAUCCCAUUACUUUCAUUAUGUAUAGAAGCCCAUAUCCUUAAAUUAUUCCUAGUAUUCUAUCGAUGAGAUAGAGUGAGAAUGGCCAACUUUAAUAGACUUACGAUCAACCCCAAAAUUUUCUGAGAUGUCGUGAUCGACGAAAAAAAAAAAAUUCAAUAAACAAAAAAUAUAUUAUACAUGUUCAUGCGUGUUUGAUAUCUGUGUAUAAUCUCGUUUAUCAUAGUUAUCUAUUGUUUUUUUCUAAAUAAAAUUUUUAUACAAAUUUACAAAAAAAAAAAAUAUUUUAAUUGUUUUCUGAAAAAAAUUCAAGAAAAUGCAUAAGGUCGUCGCGAUUGACCAGUCGAUUGCGAUUGACCAGUCGAUUGCGAUUGACUAGUUGGCCACCCCUGAAAUAAAGUAUAUACAAAGCUAGCUUAUUAAGAAUUCAAAAUUUAAAUGUAUAUUUAGUAAUUUUAUUUUUUUAGAAUUUGACAAAUACAUAAUUCCAGACUUAUUUUCAAUUUUUCUUAUUAUAUCAUUUAAUUUAGGUAAUAAUAUUAACUUCUCCGUGCAAAUUCUAUGGCUUUGUUUAUAAACAAAUAUUUAAUACGAUUGUAUUAAUAAUAACUAACGAAUUUAAAACUAUAUACUUAACUGACUUUUAA